UUCAUUCUUGGAACGAUGGUUGCUGCUUUCAUAUCGUUUCGUUUGUGGCUGUUUUCAUGCCUGGCUCUGGUUUCCUUGGCCAUGGCUCAACAGCCUCACCAUUUCAUUUAUAAUCAUGGCUUCCGACAUGCUAAUCUCCAUCGUGAUGGGAGUGCCGAAAUCCGCUCCAAUGGUCUAUUGCGGCUAACCACUUCUUCUGUAAUGCAAAUUGGCCAUGCUUUCUACCCUUCUCCUAUAAACUUCAACACUUCUUCUUCUUCUUCAACUUCACUUCCAUCUCUUUCCUUCUCCACCAACUUCGUGCUUGCCAUCGUCCCUGGUCCACGAGAUGCUACUGGCCAUGGCAUUGCCUUUGUCAUCUCCCAAUCUACGGAUUUCAGCCAUGCUGCUCCAAUCCAAUAUCUAGGACUGGUUGAUGAGUCAACCAAUGGGAAUUCCUCCAACCACUUCUUUGCGGUCGAGUUUGAUACCAUCAACAGCAUUGACAUGGGUGAUAUAGAUGACAAUCAUGUAGGAAUCGAUUUGAAUGGCGUGAAAUCGAACAAGCAAGUUACAGCACGAUAUUUUUCCAAUGAAGAAAGGAGGAAUAUAAGCUUGAACCUCAAAAGUGGACAUCCUAUUCAGGUGUGGAUAGACUACAAUGGCCAUCAACAACUACUCAAUGUAACUUUGGCACCAGACAACGUCCCGAAACCGAACCCGCCUCUCUUGUCGACAUCAAUCGAUCUUUCUGAUAUCCUAAUGGAUACCAUGUAUGUUGGUUUCUCUGCUGCAACGGGUUCAAUUCAAAGCACCAGCAGUAGCCAUUAUAUUCUGGGAUGGAGCUUCAACAGAAGUGGAGAAGCACAAAGCCUUGAGGUGUCCGAGAUGCCGAAGCUUCCCAAAAAUGGUGGACGAAGCAAUACGGUUCGAUUGAUUUCAAUCAUCGCGGCUGUUUUGUUGCUGUUAGUAAUCAUUGGAGCAACGUAUGUUUACAGGAGGAAAAAAUAUGAGGAAGUGCAUGAAGAUUGGGAAAAGGAAUAUGGACCUCAUAGGUUCUCCUACAAGACACUGUAUAUAGCAACCAAAGGCUUCAAAGACAAGCAACUUCUUGGAUUCGGAGGUUUCGGGAAAGUUUAUAAAGGUACACUUCCUUAUACAAAUGAAGGAAUUGCAGUGAAGAAAGUAUCACAUGAAUCAAAUCAAGGGAUGAAGGAGUUUGUGUCAGAGAUUGUUAGCAUGGGAAAGCUAAGGCAUAAGAAAUUGGUGCCGCUUCUCGGCUACUGCAGGCGUAAGAAAGAGCUCCUUUUGGUCUAUGAGCAUAUGAAAAAUGGCAGCCUAGACAAGUUCCUUUUCAGCGUUCACAAACCGACCCUUAAUUGGUUUCAGAGGUUUCAAAUCAUCAAAGGGGUGGCAUCGGCUCUUCUUUAUCUCCAUGAAGAAGGGGAACAAGUUGUUCUUCAUCGAGACAUAAAAGCCAGUAAUGUUCUUUUAGAUUCCGAUCUAAACGGUCGGCUUGGAGAUUUCGGUCUUGCCAGAUUGUAUGAUCGCAAUGGUGAUCCGCAAACAACUCGUCUAGUAGGAACUUUAGGAUAUAUGGAUCCCGAACUCACCCGAAUCGGAAGGGCUACUAAAGCAGCCGAUGUGUUUUCUUUCGGGGCAUUUAUGCUAGAGGUGGCUUGCGGGAGGAAGCCAUUUGAUCCUAAUAAGCCACCGGAAGACCUUUUUCUAGUUGAUGUAGUCAAUAGGUCCUUUAAAAGAGACGCCAUUGUUGAUGCUGUUGAUCCAAGGUUACACGGCAAUUACGUGGUGGAGGAGAUGGAGAGAGUUGUGAAACUAGGCAUGCUUUGUUCCAACACCAAAUCAGAUUUGAGACCCACCAUUAAACAAGUGGUUCAGUAUCUCGAAGGAGAUGCUACGUUGCCUGUUAUACCACUGGAUAGUAUACCCCAAAACAUAUCAUCUUCUAUCCUUGAAAUCGUACCUCAAAAUACAGAAAUUAACAUAUCCACAGCAAAUAACUUAGCAUCUGAUAGUGUAUUUUCGUUUUCUUCAUCAGUAGGAAAGGGUCUUUCUCUGAAUUCCUUGUCCAGUACAGAUUCAGUUCUUCAUAUAGGUCGCUGAGGUGUUUUAAUGUAAAUGUUUGUACAUAAUCAUAAUUUGUUCUUCUUCUUUUUCAAUUUUCGUAGCUGAUUUG
Messenger RNA from Hibiscus syriacus, 2176 nucleotides. Its product is annotated as L-type lectin-domain containing receptor kinase SIT1-like. Gene Ontology annotation, molecular function: ATP binding; protein kinase activity; carbohydrate binding. Lineage: Eukaryota; Viridiplantae; Streptophyta; Magnoliopsida; Malvales; Malvaceae. The transcript has a single exon. Gene Ontology annotation, cellular component: plasma membrane. The coding region runs from base 16 to 2103 and encodes 695 amino acids. The record is from RefSeq and is a predicted model, not a curated record. Gene Ontology annotation, biological process: protein phosphorylation.